AUGGCUGAUAUUUUAGUAGAAGCUCUAGAAAAAGUCAAUCUUUCCAUUGAAAAAGAAAAUAAAAGAGCAGAUGUCUGGAUUGACGAUAUUCUAGAAACUUAUCAUGAACCACAACAAACAAAUCAGUCGCCUGAUAGCAUCGUGCGUGAACUUGAGCAGAAAUAUCUCACCCCAUCUUCAUCAUUUUCAACGGAAUGGCUGAACAAACUUCAACAAGAUUGGGAAGCUCCUCCCGAGUACACGACCCUUUUUAGUAUUGCUCCCACCCAAUCCCGCACUAUCACCCGCUUCACGCGCGAAGGCCUCGAAGGUCGUGUAACGGGAUAUAAAGAGGUCACUGUACCUGCCAACAGUAAAACUGCGAAAAACAGUACUUCUUUCCUACGAAAACCUGCCAAUAAGGCCGAGUUUGUCCGAGGUGCGGCAGGAUUUUUCCCAUUUGCAUCUGGAGGGCUCGACAGUGUAGUUGAGGCCGCAGCUCUAGAGGAAAAAUUUACGAGGGAUACUGAUAAUCCUCUAAAUUAUCUGGAAAACAAAUUGACCAGGGUGAUCGACUCGCGAAACUCAGAGGGGCUCCUUACAGUCCCGCCUGGAUUCAAGAGGGGUGGCCAAUUUUCAAAAACUAAUAAGGAUUCUGGGGAAGAUAAGGAGGCAGAAGAUAUCGAAAACCUGCUGGACCAGGAUCCAGAUGAAGAGGUUAAGGAGGCCAACAUUCCGGACAAGGAAAAUGAAUCUGUAGAUCUUGAUGAGGAGGACGAAGGUGAUGACAUUGAUUCUCUUCUUCCGAUCGAGUUUCCAGCCCUGGAACCGCAUGGAAUUUUAGCCGCGUCUAGUGCAAAGAGGGGAGGAAAAGAAUGGGCACAUAUGGUCGACAUUAAUCGUGGCUUCAAAAAUUUUAAAGAACUAGUGCCUCAGAUGGCAAAAGAAUGGCCUUUUGAAUUGGACACUUUCCAAAAAGAGGCUAUAUACCGAUUGGAAAAUGGGGACUCUGUAUUUGUUGCUGCUCACACAUCUGCUGGUAAAACCGUUGUGGCCGAAUAUGCUAUCGCACUGGCUGCAAAGCACAUGACAAAAGCUAUUUACACCUCGCCCAUCAAGGCAUUAAGCAACCAAAAGUUUCGAGAUUUUAGACAAAUCUUUGAUGAGGUAGGGAUUCUGACCGGAGAUGUACAAAUUGCGCCUGAGGCAAGCUGUGUUAUAAUGACAACGGAAAUUUUAAGAAGUAUGCUUUAUCGUGGGGCAGAUCUUAUCCGGGAUGUAGAAUUUGUUAUCUUUGAUGAAGUUCAUUACGUCAAUGAUCUAGAACGAGGUGUUGUUUGGGAGGAGGUGAUCAUCAUGUUGCCGGCUCAUGUAACACUGAUUCUACUUUCUGCGACAGUUCCAAAUACUUAUGAGUUUGCUUCUUGGGUCGGACGAACGAAAAGAAAGAACAUAUACGUUAUUUCAACACUAAAACGCCCUGUUCCACUUGAGCAUUAUCUAUGGACUGGUAAAGACAUGGUUAAAAUAGUCGAUUCUGAUAAAUGUUUCAUCGAUAAAGGAUGGAAGGAGGCCAAUGAUGUCUUAUCAGGAAGAGAUAAACAAAAGUUAUUACCUAAAUCAGAUGUUCCAGCACGUGGAGUUUCUCAUUCUCGCGGUGGGAGAGCAAGCUCACACCGCGGAGACUCACACCGCGGAGACUCUCAACGUGGAGGUUCUCACCGCGGAAGCUCUCAUAGAGGUGACUCGCAGUCUCGAGGACGUGGUGGGCCUCCAAGGGCAAGCCAUGCACCUGGUCACAUGGGCCGUGGAGGUCGACUUGGCGGCAGAACAACAGUUGCUCAAGACAAAAACCUUUGGGUUCAUCUUGUUCAGUUUCUUAAAAGUCAUGUGCUACUACCAGCGUGUAUUUUUGUCUUCUCAAAAAAACGAUGCGAAGAAAAUGCAGAUGCGUUAAGUAAUCAAGACUUCUGCACAAAUACCGAAAGAAGUGCUAUUCAUAUGAUAAUUGAAAAGUCUAUAGCUCGGCUCAAGCCAGAAGAUCGAUUACUACCACAAAUUGUGCGAAUCCGAGACAUGCUAGGCCGUGGUAUUGCAGUCCAUCAUGGGGGCCUGUUACCGAUAGUGAAAGAAGUUGUUGAAAUGCUUUUUGCACAAACCUUGGUAAAAGUACUGUUUGCUACGGAGACCUUUGCUAUGGGCCUUAACCUUCCUACAAGAACUGUUGUAUUUUCAGGAUAUAGAAAACAUGACGGUCACUCAUUCCGAAACCUUCUACCUGGUGAAUACACCCAAAUGGCAGGCAGAGCUGGUCGUCGUGGUCUUGAUACUGUAGGGUCAGUCAUAAUUGUGAGCCCAGCAGGGUUCGAAGCCCCUCCAACAACCGAACUCCGAAAUAUGAUACUCGGGGAGCCCUCUAAGCUUCGAUCACAGUUUAGAUUGACAUAUAAUAUGAUUCUUAAUCUACUACGUGUUGAGGCCCUCAAGAUCGAAGAAAUGAUCAAACGUAGCUUUAGUGAACAUGCUACACAACAGCUGCUUCCAGAACACGAAAAAGCAGUAAAGGUUUCAGAAGCAGACUUGGACAAAAUUAAAAGAGAUACUUGCAGUAAAUGUGAUAUUGACCUUGAUGAUUGUCAUCAGGCAGCACAGAAUUACAGACAACUUACUACCGAACUCCACCAUAAGCUUUUAUCAACCCCAGUAGGCCGCAAAAUGUUUACAUCCAAGAAGCUGAUAGUGUAUCAAAGAGAUGGCGUCCGGACUCCUGGGAUUCUGUUAAAAGAUGGCGUUGUCGGAGGGACAACGCCGUCUGUUCAUGUCUUAGAAAUAAGAACGAAAAGAGACAGUAGAGACACUACUGACCUUCUUCCUUACAUGCCUAAGUUUCGCAAGUUGUUUACCCAGCUUCCUCAGAGCAAAGUUUUGAUAUACACUAAACCCCAUCAUAUUCCCGUGAGCCAUAUUGAAUGCGUUACAAAGACUACCCUUAAAGGGGUUGUACCCGAGAUUUUUAGCCGCGGUGAAGACCAUUUCAAAGCAAAGGAGCAACUUUUUAAUCUUUGUCGAAAGUGGGAAGCGUCCGAAUGGGACGAGACAGAUUGGUCAAAGAUUAAAGACAUGCAACUUCGUGACAUACUGACAAAACGCGACGAACUAAGUGCAAAGUCUCAGAGCUCUUCAUGUAUAGAAUGCCCCUUGUUUACAAAACACUUUGCUAUGUGCCACGACCAAUGGCUUAUUAAGGAGAAUAUUUCACAACUGCGUCAAUUAAUGUCUGAUCAGAACCUUCAACUUCUUCCUGACUAUGAACAGCGUAUUCAAGUGCUCAAGGAUCUCGACUUUAUCGAUGAUAACUCACGUGUGCAAUUGAAGGGUAAAGUAGCCUGUGAAAUACAUUCUGCCGAUGAGCUAGUAUUGACGGAACUAAUUCUUGAUAAUGUUCUGGCUGCAUAUGAGCCUGCUGAAAUUGUUGCGCUUCUUUCUGCCUUUGUCUUCCAAGAAAAAACUAAUAUGGUCCCAAACUUGACUGGCAACUUAGAGAGGGGUAUGAAGACAAUCAUAGAAAUAUCUGAAAAAAUAAACGAGCGUCAAAUUUAUCAUCAAGUAAUUUUAUCAUCCGAGGACUCAAAUGAUUUCGUCUCACGACCAAGGUUUGGUCUUAUGGAGGUAGUCUAUGAGUGGGCCCGUGGGAUGAGCUUUAAAAAUAUUACAGAUUUGACAGAUGUGCUAGAAGGCACCAUUGUUCGGGUAAUAACAAGACUCGACGAAACAUGUCGAGAGGUCAAGAAUGCCGCAAGAAUUAUAGGUGAUCCAGAACUAUUCACAAAGAUGCAGACUUGUCAGGAAAUGAUUAAGAGAGAUAUUACUGCCGUGGCAAGUCUGUACAUGUGA
Blumeria graminis f. sp. triticale is the source of this 3873-nucleotide messenger RNA. NCBI's taxonomy places the organism in Eukaryota, Fungi, Ascomycota, Leotiomycetes, Helotiales, Erysiphaceae. The record is from the annotation of a GenBank genome assembly.